This is a messenger RNA of Diachasmimorpha longicaudata, 1835 nucleotides long. RefSeq names its product MOB kinase activator 4 (gene Mob4). The record is from RefSeq and is a predicted model, not a curated record. The transcript has 3 exons. NCBI's taxonomy places the organism in Eukaryota, Metazoa, Arthropoda, Insecta, Hymenoptera, Braconidae. Gene Ontology annotation, cellular component: cytoplasm. Bases 48 to 785 code for a protein of 245 amino acids.
AGCAUUCAUGCGCAGAGUAUCGUAAACGGUGAGUGUAAGUUGAAAUAAUGUUGGACACGGCUAGUCGCCCAAGUGCGUCAAGUGAAACAACGGAUACUAACGAAGAAACUACCGAUAAAAUGAAGAUGGCGGAUGGUUCAGUUAUUUUGAGAAGAAACAGACCGGGAACUAAGACAAAGGAUUUCUGCAGAUGGCCCGAUGAGCCUUUUGAAGAGAUGGACAGUACUCUGGCUGUACAGCAGUACAUUCAACAAAUGAUUCGACGGGAUCCAACGAACAUAGAUUUAAUCCUGAGUAUGCCAGAAGCACAAGACGAGGGUGUAUGGAAAUACGAACACCUGAGACAAUUCUGUAUGGAAUUGAAUGGUUUAGCUGUUAGACUUCAAGAGGACUGUGAUCCACUGUCUUGCACACAAAUGACCGCCACUGAGCAGUGGAUAUUCUUAUGUGCUGCACAUAAAACCCCCAAAGAGUGUCCAGCUAUCGAUUACACGAGGCACACACUGGAUGGUGCUGCCUGUUUGCUAAACAGUAAUAAAUAUUUUCCAAGUAGAGUCAGUAUCAAGGAAUCAUCUGUUGCUAAACUCGGCUCUGUCUGUCGUAGAGUUUAUCGAAUUUUUUCACACGCUUAUUUUCAUCAUUUGACGAUAUUCGAUCCCUUUGAGCAAGAGACGUAUCUUUGUCGGAGGUUUACAGCAUUUGUAACAAAGUACAAACUGAUGUCAAAAGACAAUUUGAUAGUUCCAAUAUCGAAGGAUGACAGCGCAACAGAGAGUGAAGCAUAAAUAAACAGAUGAAAAAAGAGUCACUCGAUUUUAAUAUAAAAAAUUUACUUUGAAGGUGAAAUAUUCCUUGUUCGACAUGAAUUAUUCACAAAAUAAUACUUCAUCUGUUGGAGAUACGAGACAAAACGAAAAAAGACUUAAGAUCACCGAUAAUUAAAAAUUUAUUUGAAAAUUAUUGUUGUCAGCGUGUUUUUCUACUUAGGAAAAUUGCAAUUUCUCAGAAUUUUCAAAUGAGAAAUUGACAACGCGUGGAAAAAUAUUGAUUAACUUCUAUUUUGUAUUUUUUCUAUGCUGUAAUUGAGAAAACAAUUAUUUAUAUGAUUUUUUCUGUUAUUUUUUAUUUUGCGCUAAAAUGAUUGAGAUUCAUCAGAGAUGAUUCUUUUUGAUUGAAGAUUCGACGAUUAGUUAUUGCCAUUAUGAUAAAAUUUCCAUGAAAAAUGAAAUAAAAGUUUUCAAGUAUAAUUAUUUAGCCCAUUAGGAAUAAAUGUUGUAAGACACUAAUAUUUAUACAGUAUUUAUGAACUCUUGAACGAAAAAGUGUUAGAGCUAAAAGUCUAGACAUUCUCUCCUCCGUUCCCGUCCCCCCUUUUGACAAUUUAGAAAAUUCCGAUUGCCGGAUGCAGUUUUUUAAGACAAGGAAAACUUUCAAUGAAACUUACUAUCCAAAAAAUAUGAUAAUUACCCAUGAAAUGUAUGAAAAAUCUAAGUGUACUACCUUUUAUUCAAUCUAAAUAAGAGAGAUAUUUUAUAAUUUCAAAGCUCAUAUUCAUAAAGUCCAAAUGAAUUCUAAAUUGACAAAAAUUAGUGGACGAAAGUCCUGAAAAUGAUAUAACCAGUUUGGCAUUAAGAAAGGGAAUCGUUUUUUCACAAUUUUUUGUACUGGAAAGACCAUUCUUCAUCAUAAUAAAAUGACAAAUUCAAUCAUCACUGCCAUUUUGAUGUGCACCAGAAUUUAUUUUUUCUCGAAAAAACGACAGCCAACAAAAUAAAUAUAUUCCAUCAUGAUUUCAACUGUAAAUAAGAAUUGUAAAUAAACAACAUAUAAAAAGA